Molecule: messenger RNA, 909 nt
Organism: Vitrella brassicaformis
Lineage: Eukaryota; Vitrellaceae
Source: the annotation of a GenBank genome assembly
CACCGCCCUCGCACCGCUGUGACUCCUGACCCCAAUCUACCUGUGUCAAACACUCGACAGACAGCUACAGUGGAUCACCAUCUUGCGCCGAUGGGCAGGAAGGCUCCUGGCCUCUGUGGGAGGCUGGGCAGCGGCUUGUCUUCCCGCUUCUUGAGGAAAAUCUGGACGGUGUACUUCUUCUUGUCCUUGUCCCAGUGAGCGAUGAACUUGCCCUCCGUCCGGUCGAUCUCAAGGUUGGGGAUCUUGAAGGCCACCGUCUCGUAGGGCUCCGCCGCGAACAGCAGGUACUGGAAGUUGCUGUCACUCUCCUCGACGUGCUGCUCGUACGCCGACAUGACUCUGUGGCGCGGCCGGCCGUCACUCACGAUCUCGGGGUAGUCAACUUCGAAGAGCAGCGCCUUCUGCAUGGUCUCCUGGUCCCGGACCUUGGUGACCUUGUAGCCAGGCCGGCCGAUCUUGAUGCCCUUCUGCUUGACGCUCCGUUUGGGCUGCGGCAUGAUGCCUCCCGUGGCGCCGAGCGCCUCCUUGGCCUGUCGUCUGGCGAGGUUGGUCUGGUGCUUCUUGCCCUGGGUGUGCGCCAGGUAGCUGGCCUCGUUGUUGUGGAGGGUGAGACAGAGCUUGCACUCGUACGUGCCGAGAUGGUUGCGCAUGAGGUAGGGAUCCUUCUUGAGGUCGAUGGUCUCCAUCGCCAGCGCCUUAAGGCGCUCGCGACGGUCAAUGGCGGCAUCCUGAGCCGACUGGGGAGCGCCGGAGCCGGUCUUGUGACCCACGCGGUUCUGGAAAUCCAUCGGUGGGACGAAGUCAGGCAGUCAGCGAGGCGUCAGAUACGGAAGUCGACUCGACGAUGAAGGAAGGAACCGACGCGAGCAAACAGCAGACGCACAGGUGCCUCCUUUCCCCUGAGUAGCU